AUGGGUUGUGGUGCAUCUGUUGUCAAAGGAUCUACUAACCCUAAAAAACCUUCAACUGCUGCUGGUCAACAAUCAAAGAUUCAAACACAGACUGCUGAAGCUCCAACUCUCAUGGCUUCGUUACAAGGUUAUAUGCCGAAUGAUAAUAUUCAAGAUGAUGAAGCAGCAAAGGUGCUUCAUACCAUAACUCUAGAAAAUGGUUUGUUUCCGGUCAAAAUGCCGGAACCUAUUGAAAGCGAUAAUAUUGUUGAAUUUACAAUUAAAGGAAAUGAAGAAUAUGAUAUCUUUGAAGUAUAUAAAGAUGGUAAUGAUUAUUAUCGAGUAAUUAAUGGUUAUGAAUUACUUAAUAUACAAAGUCGUACACCAGAAAAUAAUAGACGUCUAUUACUUUCUUUUGCUCUUAAUCAACCUCAAAUUGAAUUAUAUUUUUGUAUUAUUCCAUCAUCACAACGUGAAACAUUAUCGCAAACACGUAAAUGUCCAAAAUCUAAUUGUGAAAAAAAUCGUCUUAUAGUUAAAAGAAUUGAAAUAAAAUUUACUUUAACUGAUGAACAAGAAAAUCAAAAAGUUUAUUUACAUAAAGGUGAUAUUAUUGAUAUGGAGUGGACAGCAACAGUUGGUUCUGGUUAUCGUAUUGAAGAAAAAAAAUAUUGUCCUGCAUCUGGUGGUCUUUAUACAGUUACUCAACCCUCUGAUAAUGUAUCUCAUCGAGUUUUAUCCAAAGGAAAAUUUUCUAAAACAUGUAAUGAUUUUGGUAUGUCAUUUUUAUUUCGUUUAACUGAUACAAAUCAGAUUCAUGAUAUAACUGUUUGUGUUGUCAAUGAAACAUAUAAGAUAAAACAUAUCGAAAUAACGGAUAAUAAAAUUCAACCAAAUAUUAUUUGGUUGACACAAAAUGAUUGGAUUAGAUUUGCAUGGAACGGAAAACAUAAACAAACUGUUGUACAAAUUGAACCAUUUACUGUUAGUGAAAAUAGACAACAGUCAAUUGAACUUAAAACAGAAGGUGAAAAUUUUUUCUGGCCCAAUGAACCAUCACGUAGUGGUUGUAUGUAUCAUCAGUUUAUUGAAGCAGGAAUAUAUUGUUUUAAAACUGGAGAUAAUCAAAUUGGUACGAUUAUUGUUGAACCACGUAAAAAUAUUCAUCGUAUACCACUGUUUAGUGAUCGAUUAACUUAUAAAAUGAAUACAAAUGAUUUAGUUCAGUUUGAUUGGAAAAUGAACGAUUCACAAGAAGAACCAAUAUUAAUUACUAUUGAGCCAUAUUCAUCUGUAGUACCAGAUGCUGCUGGUGGUCCUACUGGAAUAUUUGAUUGUGCUAUACAUAAAUGUACUAAAGUCGAAACAGUGUUUCGUCAUCAUUUUUAUACAUGUGAAGCAUAUCUUUUAAAUAUUCCUCAGCAUGGUCUCUAUAAUUUUGCUUAUUCGGACAAAAAAGAUAAUGCUCUUAUAAGUAUUAUUGUUGAAAAUAAUGUUGACAAUCAUCGUGUUAUUUAUAAUGAACAAAAUGUAUUCGACCAUAAUCCUUUAAUAAUAAAUCAUUUUGAUCGAGUAUGGUUUGAUUCAUCGUCAACAACUGUUGCUAAUAUUUAUCAAACAGAUGAAUUUGGUAAUCGAUUAGAAUCAGAAAAACCAAUAUUUCAACCUCAAAUAGAUAGUAUUAAUUAUUAUUUUAAAGAAUUUCAACAAUUAGGCGUUUAUUAUUUUUCAACGGAUAUAAAUAAUAAUGAUAAAAAUAAAAAGGAACAAAAUUCAGCUCUACCAUUAACUGUAAUUGUUAUACCAGAAAUACGUUUUCAUUAUAAAUCAAUAAGUAAAAAUAAUUUUAAUUUUGAACCAAUAAUAACAAAUUUCAAUGAUUUUGUUGUUUGGCAAUUCGAACAAGUUAUUUGUCAUAAUAUUAUACAAUUAAAUCCUGAUAUAACAUAUCAAGAAUUAGUAUCUUGUCAUGAACGAGCUGUUGCUGGACGUAAUCGACAAUGUCUUGCUGUUGAAUGUAUUGGUCAGGGAAUAUUUUAUUUUGCUAAUCCAGAAUUUGAACGAGUUAAUGGUUCAGAUGAGAGUCGUUUCCUAUCAACAGUCAUUAUUGAUCCACCAUUUUGCCAAAAUUGUUUUAUUACUACUAGCCAUCAAUUUGUUCCGAAUAAUUUAUAUAUUGCACAGAACGAUACUGUUUCAUGGACAUUAAAUAGUAAUGAACUAAAUCAUCAAAUUUAUGUACAAUCAAAUCAUGAUAACGAAGAAAUUGAUGAUAACAAUUUUGUUGAUAAAAAUAUUUCCGCAUGUAUACCUGGUGUUCAUCAUUUACAUACAUUUAAAGAACCUGGAGAAUAUAUUAUUCGAUCUAAUCGUUUUCAGCGUACAGCAACUGUAGUUGUUUAUGCGGAGAAUAUUAUUCGAAAUCAAAAGAAACAACUUCAAGAACCUCGAAUAGUUGAAGAUAUUGAUACUGCAAGCCAAUUUGGUACACAAAUUCAUUUAUUUUGUCCAGAUCGAAAUGCCGAUAUUUUUUAUACUCUUGAUGGUUCACCUCCAACAAGAUUUUUUGAUAAUGUUCUUAAAUAUGAUCCAAAUGAAGGUCUACUUUUACUUGAACAAGGAUUACAUAUUUUACGUGC
Molecule: messenger RNA, 2618 nt
Organism: Rotaria sordida
Lineage: Eukaryota; Metazoa; Rotifera; Eurotatoria; Philodinida; Philodinidae
Source: the annotation of a GenBank genome assembly